GUGGUCUGCUUCUCAUUCAGAUACACCCCUCCAUCUGUUCCCUGUGCAGAGGGCUGUUUUUAAUGCAAAGCGUCUAUUUCAACACAAGCCCCUAUAUCUUUUUUAAACACCUUCUCUGUUCAGCGUGGAUGCCUCUUUCCCUUACAGACAGCUUCAUUUUACCUCCACAUUCCAAGGGAUAGUCGCUUAAAUACCUGUGUACAGUGGCUUACAAUGGACAGCGUCGAGAAGAAAAAUUGAUAAUCUUCACGGAAGAGUAAUUUGAAUGAAAUUACAGUUGACAAGCAAUCUCCUAGCAAAGUAGGGAGUGUGAGAGUCUCUGAGCUAAGCUCUGAGGAGUUUACUGAGCCACUGCUGUGGAAGCUUUCAGGGGAAAAAUAACAGGGUUUAAAAUACCAUACUGUGGGCUCUAUUGAAUUUUGUGUAGCAGCUUCACUUCAAGGUAAAAAGAAACACAAUGGAAGAAAAUAUGGAAGAAGGGCAGACACAAAAAGGGUGUUUUGAAUGCUGCAUUAAAUGCUUGGGUGGCAUUCCAUAUGCAUCUCUGAUUGCCACUAUUCUGCUUUAUGCUGGAGUGGCUCUGUUCUGUGGCUGUGGGCAUGAAGCCCUCUCAGGAACAGUCACCAUACUGCAGAACUACUUUGAGGUGGUAAGAUCUCCUGUGGACACCUUAGAUGUCUUCACUAUGAUUGAUAUCUUCAAGUAUGUCAUCUAUGGUGUUGCGGCAGCUUUCUUUGUUUAUGGGAUUCUGCUGAUGGUGGAGGGUUUCUUCACAACAGGUGCCAUUAAAGAUCUCUAUGGAGACUUCAAAAUCACCACAUGUGGCAGAUGUGUUAGCGCCUGGUUCAUCAUGCUGACAUACAUCUUCAUGCUAGCCUGGCUUGGAGUCACUGCUUUCACAUCACUGCCAGUCUUUAUGUAUUUCAACAUCUGGACAAUCUGCCAGAAUACUACGAUUGCUGAAGGCGCCAACCUGUGUCUGGAUCUCCGUCAGUUUGGAAUUGUGACUAUAGGAGAGGAGAAGAAGGUUUGCACAGGAUCUGAAAAUUUCUAUAAGAUGUGUGAAUCAAAUGAGCUGGACCUGACAUUCCACUUGUUUAUUGUAGCUCUGGCGGGUGCUGGAGCAGCAGUCAUCGCUAUGGUGCAUUACCUAAUGGUUCUGUCUGCCAAUUGGGCAUAUGUGAAAGAUGCAUGCAGAAUGCAAAAAUAUGAGGAUAUCAAAUCCAAGGAGGAGCAGGAGCUUCAUGACAUCCACUCGACCCGCUCGAAAGAGCGGCUCAAUGCAUACACAUAAAACACACACUGGCUCUUCACUUUCUGCUUUGUUUCCGUUCAGGGGUUGGGCUCGGUUACCUUUCCUAAGCUUACGGGUUUGUCGCUUGAAGGUAGUCAGGGACCACACACUGCGCCCUAACUGCGUUUUCUGCUGACAUUCCUUUACCUCUUUCUGGGACUGAUUUUUUUUUUUCAUUUUUAUUAUUGCUUUCAGAUCCAGUUCACCUUAGUCUUUAAUUCAGUGACCUGCUAUCCUGAUUGCUUUGAUUUGCUUUUGCCAUUUAACCCUUAAUGUCAUUUAGAAUUCCUGCCAGUAUUUAUUUAUGUCCAUUUUGGAGUGGGAGGGUAGGGCGGAAGGGUUUCUAUUAUUUUUUUUGUUUUCCACCUUCUACAAAUUUGUAAGUUUUUAAUGAUACUCAUUUUACAGGGCUCUGGUCACAAAUGGGUUGUCACUUUUUUAACGACUGAACCAAACUUUUACCAGGUUUUGUAUAAUUUGCAGUUGAAUUACAUAAGCUUCCAAGUGUUUAAUACCAACAGUAUAAAGACUAUGUACAGAUUCUUUUCCAGUAAAUUCUGUAUUGGUUGGGAGUGUUAGUGAUAAAAAAGUAUAUCUUAAUUUAACAGUAUGUCAUACUGUAGGUUGGUUGAAUUGUAAGAAACACUGGCUUUUCAUUUACUGGCUUUGCCAACCCCUUUUGAAAACAUAACAUCAAUGUCAAAUUAAAUAUUUCUGUAAUUUUAAAGGGACUGGUCAUCUAAGUGAAAAUUUGUCACAAAGAUGAUACUGAUUAAGUACUACGUUAAUAGUGAGAACAGCAGAAGUUUGGAUCAUUUUUGAUUGAUCAACCUUUUUAGGAAUUGCCUUGGGCAGACUCUGUACAUUCUUGCAUCUUUGUUCAUUGCAAGCCAUAUUUUCACAUGCAAAUAACCUUUUUAUGAUCUUUUUGUUUUAAGCAAGUGUUUUUAAAUGCAGUUAGCCAGAUAAAGCAGUUCAUAUAAUUUUUUUUUCUUUCUUCAGUAUUCUGCACUGUAUAUAUAAAUGUAUAGGUUAAACACUUCCAUUUCAGGUCAUUCAAAUAGGAGUUUAAGAAAACACAUCUCAGUGGUUUUAGGUUUGGGUGAUAUUUCUAAGAAAGCCAUUGCUAGUUAAAAUGUAUCAGUUUUGAAGUUUGACUAUAUGCAGGUGAGAAACAGGUGAAUUACAUACUGUAGUUACACCUGUGGUGUUGGAACUACAGAGUGAAAAAGUGAAUAUCACAUUUUGCAAGGUAUUGACAGCUAUCUGUUAAACAAUUUACUAGAAGACAUUAAAUGUCACUAAUAAAAUGUAAUCCUUAACUAUGGACCAAACUUGAUGUUUUGGAUCUGUCUUGCCUACAUAUACUGCUAUAGGUUUGCAGUACAGUGUUUCAUAAUUUUGUAGCCUGACAAUACUUGUUUUGUCAGUGUUUCAAAAGCUAGUUUUGUGCACUUAUUGAACCAUUGUGAGCUCUUUCUUGGUGUAAGUGCAUUUCUAUUAAAACCAGAGUUAAAUCUCUGUACUGUUACUAGUCAUGCGACAUUGGUUUCUAACAAAUAUUGUAUUAGGUAAAGACCGUGAAUAUAGUUGUUAUUUGUGGCAUGGUUAUGCAUUAAAUGGUAAUAGUUUUACUAAUUCAAAAGUAUAUUUCUUUUUUUACACUUAGACUGUCUUGCUGGGUCAACUGUUUUAUGAUAUGUGCAGUAUUACAGUUCCUACGCUAACAGCAUUAUGCUAAAUCUCUUUCUGAUAUUAGGUUGUAGUGUUUGAUUUGUGUCUUUAUAUAGUUUGUGAUGAUUUCUGAACCAUGUCUUAAAUUGAUACUUGUAAUGAUGUUAUGUAUUCCGUAUUAACCUGAUGAUGCUUUGGGCUUUCUCCUUGUAUUAGUCUUUUGUACUUUCACAAAGAAUGCUUUGUAGCAGGCUGUAAAAUUAAUCUGUUUUGUACAUAAAUGUGCCAACAGCUUGACGGUGGCUUUUUUGAAUUGUAGGAACAAAUUGCUUGCAUAAAUAAAAUGCACUUGUGUACUUGUUAUUAAUUAA
This is a messenger RNA of Lepisosteus oculatus (spotted gar), 3339 nucleotides long. RefSeq names its product glycoprotein M6Ab (gene gpm6ab). The record is from RefSeq and is a predicted model, not a curated record. Gene Ontology annotation, cellular component: plasma membrane; neuronal cell body; axonal growth cone. Lineage: Eukaryota; Metazoa; Chordata; Actinopteri; Semionotiformes; Lepisosteidae. Gene Ontology annotation, biological process: neuron projection development.